This is a messenger RNA of Theileria parva strain Muguga, 1980 nucleotides long. RefSeq lists its product as uncharacterized. The record is from RefSeq and is a predicted model, not a curated record. NCBI's taxonomy places the organism in Eukaryota, Apicomplexa, Aconoidasida, Piroplasmida, Theileriidae. The transcript has 15 exons. The coding region runs from base 152 to 1954 and encodes 600 amino acids.
UUUUAAGAAACUUUUAAAUUUCAAAUGUGUUUUGUAUUAUAUGUCAGAAACUGAAUUGUUGAUUCUAUACUUGGUAUUUGUGUAUCUAACAGUAGUUACAGGCGUAGCGCUCUUGAUAAUCACAAUGUAACUUGAGUAUCGCACAAUUUCCAUGAUUUCAAGGAGAUUUUUUAGCUUCCUGAGUAAAUCCAAUGGUAAUAAUUUAAAUCUUGAUGUUUUCUCAAAAAAUGGAUCUCAACUGUCACAAACCAUACGAAUCGCAUCCCAAAAAAGAUACGACGAUUUAAAAUUUUGGAAUUUGGCUAAAACCAGGUUUCAGUACCUAUAUAAAGGUUUAAAUGGGAGAAAUCUAGCCUUUAUCGCAAAUGGCUUCGCACGAGCAAAUAUUACAGACAAUUCCAUCUGGAAUUCUAUCAUUUCAAGAUCAAACGACAUUAUACAUGAGUUGGAUAUUCAGGAUUUAGCUCUGUUGUUAAAUGCCAUGUGUAAGAUAGAAGGGAUAGAUAAGGCCGAUUUAACCUAUUUAAUAAUGAAAAUUAAGAGCUUAAGAGAGUUUGUCCCUCGAUAUUCCUGUAUGAUUAUGCACUCUUUGGGAAAGAUUAAAAAAUAUGAUUCCGAGCUUGUUAAUUUGUUACUGGAGUCAAUUAAGCCAAAUUUAAACCGGUUAACCCUAGUUUCAAUAUCAAACCUGGUUAACAGCUUUUACAACCUAAAGUACUAUGAUAAAGAUGUGAUGAAACAGCUGAUUGAGGUAAUUAAUUGUAAAAUGAGUGACACAACAAACUACAAAUUGAGUGAAGAUAAAAGUGUUAAGACAUUAGUGUCAAUUUACCAGGGCUAUGCAUACUCUGGUGUUCACAAUAGAGAGUUAUACUCCAAUUUCUUCAACUACUUUCUUAAUAAUGCGAAAGAUUUGAAAAUUGUUGAAAUUAUUAUCAUAGCAAAUUCAAUGAAAGUUUCCAAAUGUCACUCUGAGGAACUGAUUGAGAAGAUGAGUAAGAAGUUGAUAAACAGCCCAAGAAAGUAUAAUUUGGAUAAUUUAUCAUCAUAUUUGCAAGCUUUAUCUCCUAAAUAUUCAACAAAAGCAAAUGUUGAGAAGGUGAUGAAAAAUGUUGAAGCUAAUCGAUUUACUGGCAAUUUUACCCCUUCAAACUCGGUCACACUGUUACAAGUUUACAACAACUUUGAUAUUGAGAAUGAGAAUUUGUUAAAAAUGUUGAUGAACAGUUUGAAAGAGAAUACAGGAAAAUUGACAGAAUUAGAAUUGAUGAAUGUAAUUUGCUGUUGUAAAGUAAUUGAAGAAAGUGAUUUGGAGAAAUUUCUAGAACUUUUCAUCUCAAUGGAUAAUUCAGUACAAAAUUUAUCAAGAGUUUUGUACUAUACAACUAAGUCUAAGAUAAAGUUAAGUAAAAUUGAGGAUGAAAUUAUAGAAAAAUUGGCCAAAAGUAAACGUAAAAACUGUGACUCUACGGUGACUAUUUCAAAUCUUUUGUGCGGUCUAAAAAGUAUAAAGGACUCUGAUUAUAAAAAUGAGUUAAUAAAUCAGUGUAUAGAAUAUGUAAAGGAGAAUUAUAAUAAGUUUACGAAUCAGCUUUUAGCCUCGUCACUUGACUCUAUAAAUGAACUGGGAAGAACAGAUGAAAUUUUGGACAAAUUUAUUAAAAACAUUGGGAGAUUUAAGGAGUACAAAAGUUAUAGAGAUAAUGUUACAUUGUUGAAAAUGUUAAAUUCCAUAAACUAUUUCAAAUUCUCCGGAAGUUUAGAAAGUAUCUUAAAGUCGUAUCAAGUUAUAUUAAAUAACGUUAAAAGCUGUGAAAAAGGAGAUAUGAAUGAGGGCUCAGAACUUGAAGAGAAAAUUUUGGAGGAAUCCAGUGUUAUUGUGCAAAUGUUACUGAGUAAAUUAAAAGUUGAAAACCGACCACACAUGGCGAAACAGACCAAUUUAAAUUCAUAAACAUGUAAAUAAUGUUUCAAAAAAUG